Molecule: messenger RNA, 1014 nt
Organism: Merops nubicus (carmine bee-eater)
Lineage: Eukaryota; Metazoa; Chordata; Aves; Coraciiformes; Meropidae
Gene: PIPOX
Product: pipecolic acid oxidase
Exons: 8
Cellular component (GO): peroxisome
Molecular function (GO): L-pipecolate oxidase activity; flavin adenine dinucleotide binding; sarcosine oxidase activity
Source: RefSeq, a predicted model, not a curated record
AUGGCUGCCACAAGCCAGCCCCACCAGGCCACCUACGAUGCCAUCGUCAUCGGGGCUGGCAUCCAGGGCUCCUUUGCUGCCUACCACCUGGCCCAGCGCCACAAGGACACCCUCCUGCUGGAGCAGUUCCUCCUGCCCCACUCGCGGGGCAGCUCGCACGGGCAGAGCCGCAUCACCCGCAGCGCCUACACCCAGGCCUUCUACGCCCGCAUGAUGCCCGACAGCUUCCGCCUCUGGGGCGAGGUGGCACGGUGGGAUGGCACCGGCGGGGUGCUCUUCGCCGACCGGGCGCUGCGGGCAGUGCAGGACGUCUUCCGCCGGCAUGGGGGCACCGUGAGGGAUGGGGAGAAGGUGCUGCGCAUUGAACCCGGGGCCAUGCUCACCAUCACCACCACUGCUGGGGUAUACCGAGCCCCCCGGCUCAUCAUCACAGCUGGAGCUUGGACUGGUGCCCUCGUGGCACCCCUGGGUCUUCACCUGCCGCUGCAGCCCCUGCGCAUUGACGUCUACUACUGGAGGGAGAAGGAGCCGGAGAACCCCAGCGUGGGCAGAGCCAGUCCCUGCUUCAUCACCUUGGGGCUGAGCCAAGCCCCCCACAGCAUCUACGGGCUGCCCGCUCUCGAGUACCCAGGGCUGGUCAAGGUAUGCUACCACCACGGCAGCCCCACAGACCCCCACCAGAAGUGAGACCCAGGUGUCUGGGGUACUAACCUCUCACUCACCCUAAGGUGGGCCUUGCCAUGCCCUCCUCCCCCAACCUUGGGUCCAAGAGAAGACCCUGGACCCCUCACCCCACGGCUCCCCCAGAACACUCCAGAUGAAGACUUCAUCCUGGACCAGCACCCCAAGUUCAGAAACAUCAUCAUCGGGGCUGGCUUCUCAGGCCACGGCUUCAAGCUGGCACCGGUGGUGGGGAAGCUGCUGUGUGAGCUGAGCCUGGGCGAGGAGCCAUCCCACAGCACAGCCCCCUUCGCCAUCACCCGCUUCCCCGGCGUGCUCCGGGCUGCACUGUAG